Boleophthalmus pectinirostris (great blue-spotted mudskipper) is the source of this 1105-nucleotide messenger RNA. It is a transcript of the gene smn1, whose product is annotated as survival of motor neuron 1, telomeric. Gene Ontology annotation, biological process: mRNA processing. The coding region runs from base 90 to 938 and encodes 282 amino acids. The record is from RefSeq and is a predicted model, not a curated record. Gene Ontology annotation, cellular component: nucleus; cytoplasm. The transcript has 8 exons. Gene Ontology annotation, molecular function: RNA binding. NCBI's taxonomy places the organism in Eukaryota, Metazoa, Chordata, Actinopteri, Gobiiformes, Gobiidae.
CGUCACCGACGCCUUGCCGACGUCAUUUUUCAGACGCACAUUUUUCGCCUGUGUAGCUGUUGUUGUUAGCUGUAGAUGGCAGCUUAAAAAUGGCAAAUGGAUGUAAAGAUGUGUUGUUUACUCGUGGAGCAGGACAAAGUGACGAUUCGGACAUUUGGGAUGAUACAGCAUUGAUAAAGGCUUAUGACAAGGCUGUUGCAUCAUUUAAGACUGCUCUAAAGGGAGAAAAGGGAGAAGAGGAAACACAACCCUCCAAGAAGAACCACCCAGGAAAGAAAAGAAAGAAUAAUAAAAAGAAACAAAGUAGAAAAAGAACCAAUGCACCACCAGAUAAAUUGUGGCAGGUUGGAGAUUCAUGCUGUGCUUACUGGUCAGAAGAUGGGCAAUUGUAUGCAGCCUCCAUCUCCUCCAUAGAUGAGAAAAGGGGCACUUGUAUUGUGACAUAUACAGAAUAUGGCAAUGAAGAAGAACAAAAUCUUGAAGACCUGGUUUCCGAUAUUUCAGAGGGGGAUGAAGUAGUAAAUUCUAAGGUAAUAAAUGAGGUUGAAUCAUCAACAGAGGAAAGUGAUCGGUCAGCAACCCCAAAUGUACCAAAACUGCAGUCACAAAGUAAACACAAGUCCAAGACGCACAAAGAUGGUCUUCAUGGUUUUCCUGAAUUUCCCCCCGGGCCACCUCCAAUGCCAACUUUCAAACAGACAGGAAAUAGGCGAUCAAGUGGACAUGGACAUGCUUCUCCUCCCUGGCCUCCUAUGAUGGCUUUUGGCCCACCAAUGAUCCCACCUCCUCCACCAAUGAGCCCUGACAUGGUUGAUGAUGAGGCUUUGGGCAGUGUCCUCAUCUCUUGGUAUAUGAGUGGCUACCACACUGGGUACUACUUGGGAUUGAAACAAGCACGGAAAGAGGCUGCCAACUGGACAAAACAGAAUCACAAAUAAAAUAAAAAAGUAAUUUUUACCAGUGGCAUCAAUUUUGUGCCUGAGCCUUUCUGUUAAUUUUUUUAUAGAGUACAUGUAAAUUGGGUGUAAUAAGGAACUAAGUACUGUUGAAGAAGAAACAGUUUUGUAUUCUUUGUAAAUAGCUUAAUAAAAACGCACUAAGCCUA